Molecule: messenger RNA, 555 nt
Organism: Soboliphyme baturini
Lineage: Eukaryota; Metazoa; Nematoda; Enoplea; Dioctophymatida; Soboliphymatidae
Source: the annotation of a GenBank genome assembly
AUGACUUCUGUAUUCAACAAGCUUUGCCGACAGUCCUGGACGACGGCAGCUGUGGCGAAAGCCGCUAUCGAAGACGACGAUCGUCUGUCAGAGAUUGAUGAUUGUCCACCUUCAGAUGACCAUGUGGUUCAUGUCCAUAGCGGCACGUUUCAAUGCCCGUUGGAGAACGACGGUACCCUGCUGUUGUCCACGAUCCAGUCGCAGAUUCCGUGGGCCGCCGGACUAUGGUACAUGCCGGCCGAAAGCAACUGCAGACGAGCGAUCAGGCUGGACAGCGCGUCCGGACGCCUUUUUCCGCCCAACAACGGGUGGGGCGAUCGAAUCUACACGGAGGUCGAGCAACUGCUCACGUCCAAGUCGAAUUUGAAACACCAGAACGUGAUGUUGCUGAGAAAACUGAAAGAGAAAAACGAGGUUCUCAUGAAGGUACUGUCUGAGGGCGCUGAAGCGGAAAAUCGACAACAGCUAGUCAAUGAGCUGCAAAAGGAAAUCGACUCAUUUUGCGAAGAGGCCGGACUCAAAGACUCAUAUCCGGUUCCAGUGGAUUUACAGUGA